AACAUCAUAUUACGUCCGAACUCCGAGGUCCGAACACUAAAAGAUAAUAAUGAUUUCAACGCUUUUAUGAUAGCCACUAUUUUUUUUUACAUUAAUAUUUUUAUUUAUUUAUUUUUACACAUGUUCUUGUAUUUUAAAUGGAAAAAGAUAAUUCCAAAGAAGUCAUUGAGUCCACGACCACGAGUCUUCUCAAUGAAUCAGUUCAUCUGGACAAGGCAAUCGAAAUGGUCGGUUUUGGAUAUUUUCAUUAUUAUAUACUAUUCAUUUGUGGAUCACUUUACAUAGCAGUUGCCUUUAGCGUAACGUCAAUAUCAUUUAUUAUACCAUCAGCUCAAUGUGAUUUUCACAUGACUUCUUCUCAUAAAGGCUUUCUAAAUGGAGCAAUGAUGAUAGGAAUGUUAAUAGGAUCCUUUAUUUGGGGUUAUGUGGCAGACUCUAAAGGCCGAAGAUUUACUUUGAUAAUUUGUAUGUUAAUGGAUGGUCUUUUUAACAUAUUAUCUAGCGUGUCGCAGAUAUAUUCAAUAUUUUUAAUCUGUAGACUUUUAAGUGGAUUUGGAGUAUCCGGUUCAACAGCACUCUUUUCAUAUCUUGUAGAAUUUCUGAAUAUCAAAUACCGAGAAAAAUUUUUAUCUUGGAUGGAAAUGUUCUGGACAAGUGGCAUGAUAUUACUUCCGUGUGUAGCAUGGAUAAUUAUACCACAGACAUUUAGAAUCGAAAACGAAUACAUUUUGUUCAAAUCGUGGAAUUUGUUUGUAAUUAUGUGUUCACUUCCCAGUAUAACAUUAGCAUUUUUAUUAAUGAAAAUGCCGGAAAGUCCUAAGUUUUUACUUUCUCAGGGUAAACAUAAAGAAACAAUUAAUUGCUUGAAAUUUGUUCACAGAUGGAAUAGUAACUCGGGUGAUAAAUUUCCUGUGUCCUCGAUAAUAAUGCCAAGUUCUAAUAACAAAUUAAAUAAUGGUUUCUUUGAUGGACUUUAUAAGAGUACAAUAGAUUUGUUUACAUCAAAAUUCAAAAUUAUAGCUAUAGUUACAUGCAUAAUACACUUUUGCGCUACUACCAGUUACUAUAUGCUAAUACUAUGGUUCCCAGAAUUGAUGAAUAGAUUUCGUUGGUAUGAAACAUAUUCAGAUUUCCAAAAUAAAACAUCUAUGUGCGAAAUUGUAUCCAUGUACAAAGUUGGACCAGAAGUUAAUGAUUUAAAGUGUGAUGAUCACAUUGACCAAUCGGUCUACAUGAACAUCAUGAUCAUUGGCAUUGCUUGCAUACCUACGAGCCUCGUUGUUCCACUAUUUAUCAAUAAACUUGGACUCAGAUUUUUUACAGUUGUAAGCUUCUUUGGAUCCAGUAUUUCUGCAGCAUGGUUAUAUUUUAUUACUUCUUCAAUGGAGAAUAUGGUGUUAUCUUCAAUAUUUGAAGCUUUUUCUAGUAUUGGUAUUAGCUUAACAUAUUGUAUUACUGUUGAAUUAUUUCCAACAGAAUACAGGGGCAUGGCUGCAUCUAUAGGAACUAUGUUUGGUAAAAUAGGUGCACUUUUGGGCAAUAUUCUUAUUGGAAUUUUUAUUGAUGCCCAUUGUAUAGUUCCAAUAUUUGUCUCAAGCUCAUUUUUAAUAAUUUCAGCUCUCUUAGUAAUUACAUUACCAAAAACCGGAAGAAUCAACGUUAUAAUAACUGAUGGAGUGCUUUAGAAAUAGUUGUAUCCUUAGAUAGUGCUUAGUAUAGAACUUAUAUAUAUAUAUUAUAUAUAUAAAUAAAACUUAAUAUCUGUAAACACAAAACAUCAAUAUUUAAUUUUAGAUUCUAAACAUAUCCAUCAUUAUAGUUUAUUUUUGUACUUUUUAAAUAUAAAAUCUGUGUAGAACAGAAUAAUACAACGUGUUGUAAAAUUUUAUUUAUUAUAUUAACAUUAUUUUAUAUUAUAAUAAAUUACCUAAAGAUAAUUUUAUUCAAUAUAAAAUAUUAUAAUGCGUAUUUUUCUGCAAGGAAUAAUAUGUAUUUUCAUACCAAUUAGUUUAUAACAAAUUUCAUUGAAUGUACAUAAGUCCAGUGAUUUUUUGUGGUGGUGGGCGUGGCUGUGUGGGUUUAUAUAAUUAAGAGAUUUAUUUCUAUUUUUUUUUUAUUAAUAUGAAUUUAAGUAUCCUAAUAGAAAUUAUUAAUUAUUAUUUAUUAGUUAUUACUUAUGUUGGUAAAGUAUAAAAAUGUUCAAUUUUUUUUGGUAACAAAGCACUAUGACUAUGCACUAUGAAGCAUUGUAGGCUGCGGCAAAGAAUUCCUAAUGUUCCUGUACAAGUUUUAAUUUUAUUAUGGUGGGGAAGAGAUAUUUUUUCAUCCCUAAAUCAUUUUAACAAUCCUACUUCUACAAAUUCUUCAUACACAAUAUUACAAUACUCAUUAUCUUAUAGGCAUAUCAAUAAUUAAAAUGUUAGUGUCUUAGGGAUAUAAAUAUAUAAUAUUAUAAAAAAUAUUGAGUCUUAACACUCUUAACAGAUUAACGUAAAAGUAUAUCUAUUAGGUAUAGGUACCAAAAUAUAUUAAAAUAUUUAUGUUGAUAAGAAUAUAUUGUUAAAAUUUAUAAUUAUAAAAAUUAUAAUAUAAAGUAAUUUUGUUGUUAUA
Rhopalosiphum padi (bird cherry-oat aphid) is the source of this 2610-nucleotide messenger RNA. RefSeq names its product synaptic vesicle glycoprotein 2C-like. Gene Ontology annotation, biological process: transmembrane transport. Gene Ontology annotation, cellular component: membrane. Gene Ontology annotation, molecular function: transmembrane transporter activity. The record is from RefSeq and is a predicted model, not a curated record. The coding region runs from base 138 to 1685 and encodes 515 amino acids. NCBI's taxonomy places the organism in Eukaryota, Metazoa, Arthropoda, Insecta, Hemiptera, Aphididae. The transcript is spliced from 11 exons.